Molecule: messenger RNA, 927 nt
Organism: Sclerotinia borealis F-4128
Lineage: Eukaryota; Fungi; Ascomycota; Leotiomycetes; Helotiales; Sclerotiniaceae
Source: the annotation of a GenBank genome assembly
AUGUCAACUCAAGUACAGCGGGCUACCCCAAUACACAAUACCUUAGAUGGUCGGUCGUUGGAGGAAACAUCAGACCAUAUUGACAACCUCAAUCGUAUCAAAGCAGAGAUGAGAGAGGCACCUAUAUUUGAAGACGAGAAAGAGAAACAAAAACGAUUUCGGCAAUAUCAUGCGGCGAAAGCCCACGUUAUAGAAUUUUAUAAAGAACAACAUAAGAAGCAGACCUACGAGUUCAACAUCGAAAUUCGUGAAAAGUUUUUCAAGUCCAGACGUCCGGUCGAGAUGUCAGUAUGGGAGGCGAUGGUAAAGCUCAACGCAUAUGUUGAUGAGUCAGAUCCCGAUACCGAGGUGACUCAAAUUGAGCACCUUUUACAAACGGCCGAGGCGAUGCGGAGAGAUGGAAAGCCACGCUGGAUGAUAUUGACCGGGCUCAUUCAUGAUCUGGGCAAAUUGUUGAGUGCAUUUGGGGCUGAGGGUCAGUGGGAAGUUGUCGGAGAUACUUUCCCCGUGGGUUGUGCAUACCACGAAAAGAUUAUCUUGCACGACAAUUUCAAGAACAACCCAGACUAUAACCACCCAGUCUACAGCACCAAGUACGGUGUUUACUCCCCAGGUAUUGGAUUAGAUAACCUCAAAAUGUCGUGGGGACAUGAUGAGUAUCUAUACCACGUUGUCGAAGGCCAGUCCACAUUGCCAAAAGAUGCACUUGCAAUGAUAAGGUAUCAUUCAUUUUACUCUUGGCACAGCGAAGGCGCAUACACCGAGUUCAUGAAUGAGAGUGAUCAUAGGAAGUUGGCGGCCGUAAAUGCCUUCAACCCAUAUGACCUCUACAGCAAGAGUGACGAGCCCCCAAAUGUGGAAGAGCUUAAGCCUUUCUAUUUGGAACUGAUCGAUGAGUUCUUUCCACAACGGAUCAUCAAAUGGUAA